Molecule: messenger RNA, 969 nt
Organism: Effrenium voratum
Lineage: Eukaryota; Dinophyceae; Suessiales; Symbiodiniaceae
Source: the annotation of a GenBank genome assembly
AUGCAGUACGUUGCAUCCUGCGUGCAAAGGUGGCCGCCUGUGCGGAGUGUGGACGGCUCGAAGUUGCUCAGCUUCGAGGACUUUAAGACGCUGGCGUCUGACGAGCCCUUGCACAUCAGGAACGCUGCCUUCGCGAGAAACUCCAGGUUCUCUCUGGAAACUUUGGCCGAAGAGCUGCAGGAUGUGUGCCUCCCGCAAACUUCGAUGUCUGCCAAGCAAGGCGCCCGCUCUGGAUCUGGGUGCACGCUGCUGGUGGCAGAUCAAGGCACGGAAUGCGUGAUGGGCGCCAAGCCCAAGGCAUGGGAUCCCCAAGGUUGCUCCUUUGGCGCGCUGGCGCGGAAACUUGGCGGAAACCUCUACCUCACGACCCGCUCAGGCAAAGCUGCAGUGGUGCGAGACGGCGACGGGCUGCGCUACGAUGCGCCCGAAGACGCUGAGUGUCAGGACGUGUUGGUUCGAUCCUUUGUGCCACGAGUGCCUGUGCCGCUUUUCCUGCCAGAGGAGCCUUGCCAGGUUGCGUUCUGGCUGGGAUCAGCUGGAAACAACUUUGGUCUUCAUAGUGACCUCUUCUGUGAGCAGUUUCUCGCCCAGCAUCAGGGGGCGAAGGAAGUGCUGCUGCUUCUCCCAGAAGAUGCUGCAGAGGUUCAGCCGUUCCCAUUUCUGCAGAGCCCGCUUUGGUACAAGUCCAGCGCGCGAACUGUGGCAUCUUUGAAGCUUUCCUUGCCCGGAUUACGAGCUGUGCUGCAGCCCGGAGAUGUGCUGUUCAUCCCCCUCUGGUGGUGGCACGAGGUGCGCACGGUGCAUGGGCCUUCGGUGUCCAGCACCUUCCGAUUCCACACGGAGGAUGCGGAGCGCUUUGCCAAAGUUAUGAACGCCUUCUACCAGUUUCACAAGAAUGCCAAGGAGCCACUCGGAGGACAGUCGGGUGUUGCCCAGCGAUUUGUGAUCGUCUUUGUGAUCGUCUUGUGA